AUGGCGUCCACUGGAGAGGGACGCGAGGUCAAGCAGGGGUAUGAUGGAUCAGCUUACCGUCGAGUGAUGAAGGUAAAUUUUCUGAGGCGACAGCGGAGAUGGCCGUGGGCAACAAGGGGACGUUUGGGCGCGAAUGAGCUCCUAUCUGCGACACCGACCUACCGAAAUCAGAAGCAGACACGUCAAGGAAAUUGGCCUGAUGAAUUAGGUCGAUGGAAGAAGAUGUCAAGGCCAAGCUGCAAAACUCGAGGCUGUGUCGGAGGGGGAGGGCAGAAAACAAAACGUUACGACCCGAAUUUAGAAAACCGCAGCGAAGUGGUACCAGUUCACCGGUCUAAGAAGAACGAUAGGUAUCACUCCGACUUAUUUCGGGUUCGUUUAGUUCAGGAACAACAAAACACCAGUUGUAACCAGCCAUAG
Neurospora hispaniola is the source of this 420-nucleotide messenger RNA. RefSeq lists its product as uncharacterized. Lineage: Eukaryota; Fungi; Ascomycota; Sordariomycetes; Sordariales; Sordariaceae. The transcript has 5 exons. The record is from RefSeq and is a predicted model, not a curated record. Bases 1 to 420 code for a protein of 139 amino acids.